This is a messenger RNA of Juglans microcarpa x Juglans regia, 1145 nucleotides long. Its product is annotated as protein MIZU-KUSSEI 1. Gene Ontology annotation, biological process: hydrotropism. NCBI's taxonomy places the organism in Eukaryota, Viridiplantae, Streptophyta, Magnoliopsida, Fagales, Juglandaceae. The record is from RefSeq and is a predicted model, not a curated record. The coding region runs from base 111 to 857 and encodes 248 amino acids. The transcript has a single exon.
CUAUACCUAAACUACUUCUUCUUCUUCUUCUUCUUCUUCGUCGGCCGAUCAGUGCAUUAACUCCUAGCUAUUAGUUGAGAAGCAAACAAACUUCGAAUAUAUAAGCAAACAUGAGGAUGAUAGACUUGGGAAGCCAAAGAGGUCCAGCCUUACAUAUUAUGGACACUGCUACCUCUGUAGAUUGUGGCAGAGAAGUGAGGUUCCGAAGAUCCUUUCGAUCCCUGGUCGAGUGCAUGGUCCCAUGCUGUGGCUUCCAACCUUCCGACUCUCUUUCCAGCGACACCGAGUCAACUCACAGCUUCUCCUCCAGCAGUACUGUCACCGGCACCUUCUUCGGUUACAGGAAAGGCCGAGUCAGCUUCUGCCUUCAAGAUGACACCAGAAGCUCGCCUCUUCUGCUGCUGGAAUUCGCAGUCCCCACCGCCUACCUUGCCCGAGAGAUGCAGCACGGCGUGCUGAGAAUCGCUCUCGAGUGUGGGAGACAAAAGGAGAUGAUGAUCAGGUCCCGCUCCUCGUCCAUGAGCGCCGCUGCCGUCUCCAGCUGCUCUCUCUUCAAUGUGCCCGUUUGGUCCAUGUACUGCAACGGCAGGAAGGUUGGGUUCGCCAUAAGGCGUCAGAUGACUGUGAGCGACGUGGCGGUGCUGAAGCAGAUGCAGACGGUCUCUGUUGGAGCGGGUGUUCUGCCAGCAGUUGGGCGGAACAAGUCCGAGGUGGAUGGGGAUGGCGGCGGCGACCUCUUGUACCUAAGAGCCGGCUUUGAGCGAGUCGUUGGCUCGGUUGAUUCCGAGUCCUUUCACAUGAUUAACCCAGUUGGGAGUUCCGGCCAGGAGCUCAGCAUAUUUCUGCUCAGAUCAUGAUACCAGAGCUAGCAAACGCCGACCCAUUGCGGAGGCCUCCACGAAAUAUUUGACUAUAUUGAAGAUGAUUAAUUUGCUGGAUCAGGAGAUAUGUCAUAUACUGAUGUAUACGAUGGAGGAUCCCAAUCACCUACUUUCAUAUCUUAGAACAAUCAGUUCUUAUUAGUAUUCGAUCGAACGCAUGCUUGUAUUUAUUGUGGCUGAUAAUUUCCAAUUUGGAUGUAUUAUUUGCUCAAGAACGAAAAGCUAAACAGCAUAUAUAUAAUGAAUCUAGUAUCUUUUUCCUAA